AUGCUGUGGUGGCCCUGGGCCUCUUCACAUUAUACAGUCGUUCUGCAGCGGCUCCCGCAGUUGGGGCUUCAAAUUCACAGGGUAUGUCAUGCGGGUCGUGAGGGAUGCGACAACGCCGCAUCUUCAAUCAGAGUGCAAGCUGAUUUUAUAGCGAUCAUUGCGAAUGGCACUGAUUUCGCGUUGAACGGCGACAAUGUCUCAUAUCGGUUCCAUGUUAACAGCACCACCGGAGACUUGAUCUCUGAUCACUUCGGUGGUGUCGUCACCGGCACAAUCCCAUCGCCAGUGGAACCCGCUGUCAAUGGCUGGGUUGGCAUGCCUGGUCGAAUUCGUCGGGAGUUCCCCGACCAAGGCCGUGGUGAUUUUCGCAUUCCCGCCGUUCGUAUCCGGGAAUCGGCAGGUUAUACUAUUAGCGAUCUUCAAUAUGUGUCGCACGAGGUGAUUGCGGGUAAGAAUGCUUUGCCUGGCCUGCCUGCCACAUUUGGAGAUGCACAAGACGCUACGACUUUGGUAGUCCACCUCUAUGACAACUAUAGCUCCGUCGCCGCCGACUUGUCAUACUCCAUAUUUCCAAAAUAUGAUGCCAUCGUGAGGAGUGUCAAUGUGACUAACCAGGGCCCGGGUAAUAUCACCAUCGAGGCCCUUGCAAGCAUAAGCAUCGAUUUCCCUUACGAAGACCUUGACUUGGUCAGCCUCCGUGGUGACUGGGCCAGAGAGGCCAAUGUUCAGAGAAGCAAAGUGCAGUAUGGCAUCCAGGGGUUCGGAAGCAGCACUGGAUAUUCCUCUCACCUUCACAAUCCUUUCUUUGCCAUUGUAGAUCCAGCUACUACCGAGUCGCAAGGCGAGGCAUGGGGCUUUAACCUUAUCUAUACGGGUUCUUUCUCUGCCCAGAUAGAGAAAGGAUCGCAAGGUUUCACCCGGGCACUGUUGGGUCUCAACCCAGAUCAAUUGUCAUGGAACCUUGGUCCUGGCGAGACCCUAACCUCCCCGGAGUGUGUUGCAGUAUACUCGAACCAAGGACUCGGCUCAGUGUCUCGCAAAUUCCACCGACUAUAUCGAAACCACCUCAUGAAGAGCAAGUUCGCCACUUCCGACCGUCCCGUUCUCCUGAAUAGCUGGGAAGGAGUUUAUUUCGACUAUAACCAAAGCAGCAUUGAGACUCUGGCCGAAGAGUCCGCUGCCCUGGGUGUCCACCUCUUUGUCAUGGACGACGGCUGGUUUGGUGACAAGUACCCUCGCGUGUCCGAUGAUGCCGGGCUGGGAGACUGGAUGCCCAACCCAGCACGCUUCCCAGACGGGUUGACCCCAGUCGUGCAAGACAUUACGAAUAUGACCGUCAAUGGAACAGACUCCACAAAGCUUCGUUUUGGUAUUUGGGUGGAGCCCGAGAUGGUCAACCCCAAUUCCACUCUCUACCACGAACAUCCGGACUGGGCGCUUCAUGCUGGGCCCUACCCCCGUACCGAGCGUCGGAACCAGCUCGUUCUGAACCUGGCGCUUCCGGCUGUGCAGGAUUUCAUUAUAGGCUUCAUGACCAACCUCUUGCAAACUCCAGGCAUCUCUUAUGUUAAAUGGGACAACAACCGGGGAAUACACGAGACUCCGUCCCCGUCCACUGACCACCAGUACAUGCUAGGGCUCUACCGGGUGUUCGACACGCUGACCACCCGCUUCCCAGAUGUACUGUGGGAAGGAUGUGCCUCAGGCGGCGGCCGCUUUGAUGCCGGUGUGCUGCAGUAUUUCCCCCAGAUUUGGGCUUCUGACAACACCGACGCGAUUGACCGAAUCACCAUUCAAUUCGGGACCUCACUUGCCUACCCGCCAUCAGCAAUGGGAGCCCACCUGUCCGCGGUUCCUAAUGCACAAACUGGUCGCACUGUGCCUAUUACUUUCCGCGCUCACGUUGCUAUGAUGGGUGGCUCUUUCGGCUUGGAGCUCGACCCAGCCACGGUGGAAGGUGACGCCAUAGUCCCCGAGCUCCUUGCGCUGGCGGAGAAAGUGAACCCCAUCGUCUUGAACGGAGAUCUGUACCGGUUACGCCUGCCUCAAGACUCCCAGUGGCCUGCCGCACUUUUCGUGUCCGAGGAUGGCGCCCAAGCUGUUCUGUUUUACUUCCAGGUCCAGCCAAAUGUCAACCAUGCCGUGCCGUGGGUUCGGCUACAGGGGUUGGACCCUGAGGCGCAAUAUACUGUUGAUGGUGACCAGACUUACUCCGGUGCAACGCUGAUGAAUCUGGGGUUGCAGUAUAGCUUUGAUACGGAGUAUGGUAGCAAGGUAGUCUUUCUGGAGCGGCAAUAA
Aspergillus luchuensis is the source of this 2298-nucleotide messenger RNA. RefSeq names its product alpha-galactosidase. The record is from RefSeq and is a predicted model, not a curated record. Gene Ontology annotation, biological process: carbohydrate catabolic process. Gene Ontology annotation, molecular function: alpha-galactosidase activity. The transcript is spliced from 2 exons. Bases 1 to 2298 code for a protein of 765 amino acids. Lineage: Eukaryota; Fungi; Ascomycota; Eurotiomycetes; Eurotiales; Aspergillaceae.